Messenger RNA from Mustela erminea (ermine), 1811 nucleotides. RefSeq names its product forkhead box H1 (gene FOXH1). Gene Ontology annotation, molecular function: DNA-binding transcription factor activity; sequence-specific DNA binding. Gene Ontology annotation, biological process: regulation of DNA-templated transcription. Bases 83 to 1321 code for a protein of 412 amino acids. NCBI's taxonomy places the organism in Eukaryota, Metazoa, Chordata, Mammalia, Carnivora, Mustelidae. The transcript is spliced from 3 exons. The record is from RefSeq and is a predicted model, not a curated record.
UGUGGCAGCCCUUGCAUGCUCCCCUCCCCCACCGCCUAUUCCUCCCUCCCUCGGCCUCCCUGCCCCUCCCCCUUCCAUCCGAAUGAUAAAGGGUCUGGCCCGCCAGGACCGCCGGCCUCAGGCCCCCAGCCUUUCCUCACCGCGCUGCCCCAUUGCCUUGCCUCCACGGGGCCAGGCCCCUGCCCAGCUUGCGUGCCUCCCCUACAUGGGGCCCUGCAGCAGCCCACGUCUGGGGCUUCCUGGGUCGGAUUCGUCCUCCCAGCCCCCUAAGAGGAGGAAGAAGAGAUACCUGCGGCAUGACAAGCCACCCUACACCUACCUGGCCAUGAUUGCCUUGGUGAUCCAGGCCGCACCCUCCCGCAGACUGAAGCUGGCCCAGAUCAUCCGUCAGGUCCAGGCCGCCUUCCCCUUCUUCAAGGACGACUACGAGGGCUGGAAGGAUUCCAUCCGCCACAACCUCUCCUCCAACCGAUGCUUCCGCAAGGUGCCUAAAGAUCCCGCCAAGCCGCAGGCCAAGGGCAACUUCUGGGCAGUCGACGUGAGCCUCAUACCGGCCGAAGCGCUGCGGCUGCAGAACACCGCCCUUUGCCGGCGCUGGCAGAGCAGGGGCACGCGGGGAGCCUUCGCCAAGGACCUGGGCCCCUACGUGUUGCACGGCUGGCCCUACCGGCCGCCCAGUCCCCAGCCGCCACCCAGUCCCCAGCCACCACCCAGUGAGGGCUUCAGCAUAAAGUGUUUGCUAGGCGAUCCCAGGGAGGGGGCACCACGAAGCAGCCCAGGUCCGGCAGGCUCUGAGCACAGUGGGGAGAAGGUGAUGCCCACUCCACCCCUGCCCUCUGAGAGGCCUCUGUGGCCCCUCUGCCCCCCCGUUCCUGGGCCCAGGCGAGCAGAUGCGGAGACUUCCCAGAGGGGAACCAGCAGGCCCUCGCCCCUCUCCCCUGAGCACAGAGCCUGGCCCCUCCACUUACUGCAGGGUUCUCCAGAUCCUGGGGCGCUGUCCGGUGGGAGUCACAGGGCCUCACUUUGGGGGCAGCUGCCCACCUCUUACUUGCCCAUCUACACUCCCAAUGUGGUGAUGCCCUUGGCUCCACUACCGCCGCCCACAUCCUGUCCCCAGUGUCCACCUUCAACCAGCUCAGCCUAUUGGGGGGUGGCCCCUGAAAGUCAGGGUCCCCCAGGGCUGCUCUGUGAUCUAGAUGCCCUCUUCCAGGGGGUACCACCCAACAAGAGCAUCUAUGAUGUGUGGGUUAGCCACUCCCGGGCCCCAGGUGCCUCCACCCCAGGCUGGCUGCUCUCCUGGUACAGCCGGGGAGGCUCCUAGGGCAAGGGAGCUUUCCUCUCCCUGCCGCCCCUGGCUUGCUGGGGAACCAAGGCCAGGAGGUCCAAAAGGAGUUGGUGGCCACGGCAGCCUGAAGCAUCAGGCACCAGCGGUACUGAGAAUCCAUGCUGUUUAUUGGACUGCCCCCCAAAGGGCUGUGAUCCAGCGGGCACCACCCUGGCUGGCCCUGAUGGUCGUCACGCCUCCCUUACCCCCCGAAACAAGACUGGAAAGAGUGGGGGCUUUGCUUGCAGCAGCCCCUUCCUGAUCCCACUUUCUCUGUCCGUCUGUCCUUCUUUCUACCCAUCCAUCACCGUGUGUCACUUCCCCUCCCUGGCUCCGGGCUGGGGGGAGGGAGGACCUAAGUCUCGGCUCUGGCCUCAAGUCCUGUCCUCCCUCCUCUGCCUGGGAAGGAGGUAGCAGCACCUUUUUUGGGAAAAGGAAAUCAAAAUCCUACUUGUUUUUGGUGGUGGCCGUGGGGAAUGGAACAGUA